AAAGCACGUAUCGCACCACUGUUGCUGGCAAGGGAGGGAAAAAGCUGGAUUUGCUUGUGAAACGUAGCUGAACCAGCAGAGCGCUUUCCUGGCGGUGAGUGAGUACCAAAGGAGGCCGAUUAGGCUGAGUCAAUCAGUUUGAGUUUGGCGAUCUUAUUGAAAGGGACACUGUGCGCUCACGUGUGUUAGCUCGAAAUUGGAAUAAAGUUGGGGUUGAAACAGUAGGCCAUCGUUGCAAGCGGUGCCAUUCUGGGUAUCGAUUUUUUCUGCGCUUCACCGCGGCAACCAACUUACGGCUCAGCGCCUCUCGCGUCGUCUCACCCAGUCUUUUUUAGGAUUGCAGUGGGACUUUAGUGAGCUGAAUUCUGAGGAAUAUUUUUCGUAUAUGGGUUUACGGAGACGUACAACUGAUUCCGCCGAUAUGGCUCAACCUGUGCAUCGAGAAACAUGGAUUUCGACGAAUAAAAUUCUAAAUAGUAGUAUGAGUGCAAAGCGCAUGAACAGCCGUAAUCCAAAUUUCGAUUAUGAUGAAACUAAAUUGCUGAUUUCGCUGUGGGGAGAUCCACAGGUACAGAAAACUCUAAUAACCACCCACAAGAAGCAUCCUGUUAUUGCCGAACUUGCUUUGAAAAUGCGUGAAUAUGGCUACAAUCGCUCAACGGAGGAAAUAAACACGCGCAUUAAAAAUCUAAAGUGCUUCUACAAUCGCAUCAAAAAGGACAUGGCGGCAGGUAUAAUCAACCAGACAACUUGGAAGCACUUCGGCGAGAUGGAUGAAAUCAUAAGCCGGCCUGUUUUUGGGAAUGCCCAUCGACUGCACAUGAUCCAACAACAGAAGCAACAACAGGAAGAGGAGGAGCUGAAAAAACAAAUCCUCGAACAGCAGGAACAAAUGCAGCGUUUCCCCGUCAAAUUAGAGGUUAUGAGUGAUGACGAUUCCACGGAGAUUCGAGCGGAGGAUUUGCUAACCAUAGACACUAAUCCGCCUGAUGAUUCUGGUGCGCUCGAGAAGGAUGAGCUGCACAUCAAAGAUGAUAAAAAAAAUGAUGACGAUGAGGAGGAUGAUGACGAUGAUGAUGAUGACAGUGAUUUCGAUGUGGAAAACGAAUUCAACGAUGGUUUGGACGAAUUACUUUCAAAGGCAAAAGCCGGAACGACACCUGAUGUAUUGCCUUCUAAUCAAUCUACUCCAAAAACUGUUAAUAGCUGCGAAUCGACGAGUCAAACUACUACUACGGUAACCACACCCGCUAGCUCACAAGGAAAGAUAUCCGUGGUCCCAACCAACCUCCUACUGAAACCUCCCACAUCGAACGUUAACAUUAGCUCCCCAAUUCAAAUCUACACACAACCAACAGUUAGUUUAGCCAAACCACCCACGCUUGCACCAGCUCCGCAAGGACUCAACACAUCAGCAACAUCGAGUAGUACGAUGGCUCCGAUGAAACUGCUACUAGUCAACACGGUUUCAAAAGAUGGAACGACCCAACAGAUCCUGACGCCUGCUUCGGAAGUACCAAAAAUGCCUCAAAUGCGACCGGCUCCAAUACUGGCACCAAAACCAUCCGUAAUUCCGAUUGCACCAAAACCACCAGUAGUGAGCAUUCCAGCUAUGAACGUACCUCAAAACCAAAGUCCAAUGAUUACAGCCGCAGCACGAAAGUCGAAACCGGGACUGUUAAACGGCGAAAAGUCUGCCGGUUUCAAAUCCUUGCUAGGCCAGCUAGUAUCAAUACAGCGUGAGCAACUAGUCGUUUCACAAGCUAGGAUGGCUUUGGAAAAAGAGCGACUCGAGUUUGAGAAGCAAAUUGGCGGUCCCCUAGUCGAUGUAGUGCGAAGUUUAAGUGGAUUCUUUAACGGAUUCAUACAACAGCAGAAACAAACACAAAAAUCCAAGUUGCCCCUUGGAGAAGAUAGCGGACAGUCUGCGGCCAAAAGAAAGCGCACAGAAAAUAAUGAAAAUAAACAACAACAACCAACUGUAACUACAACCGAAACCAUCAAAGCUGAAGUGAUUAGUGAUAAUGAAAACUAAACAAAUUUUCCUUCGGAAAAAUUUCCUUUGCAUUCCAAGAAACUUUAAUUUAUUUAAUUUAUCAUAUUUAUUAUUUAUAAUUGAUCGUUCUCUUCAGUUUUUUGAAUUCAUAUAUGAAUAGUUUAAGCACCUCUGA
Molecule: messenger RNA, 2171 nt
Organism: Malaya genurostris
Lineage: Eukaryota; Metazoa; Arthropoda; Insecta; Diptera; Culicidae
Exons: 2
Coding region: 386-2035 (549 amino acids)
Biological process (GO): positive regulation of DNA-templated transcription
Cellular component (GO): nuclear body
Source: RefSeq, a predicted model, not a curated record